Messenger RNA from Gamsiella multidivaricata, 1068 nucleotides. RefSeq names its product CDP-alcohol phosphatidyltransferase-domain-containing protein. Lineage: Eukaryota; Fungi; Mortierellomycota; Mortierellomycetes; Mortierellales; Mortierellaceae. Gene Ontology annotation, cellular component: membrane; mitochondrion. Gene Ontology annotation, molecular function: CDP-diacylglycerol-glycerol-3-phosphate 3-phosphatidyltransferase activity; cardiolipin synthase activity. Bases 320 to 1000 code for a protein of 226 amino acids. The record is from RefSeq and is a predicted model, not a curated record. Gene Ontology annotation, biological process: cardiolipin biosynthetic process. The transcript is spliced from 5 exons.
CGCUAGGUGCAUACACCGCACGACGCCGGGAUCCUUGGCGCGAUAUGGAUAUAUCUUUGAAAGACCAUGGCAAAGGUAUCCUUCGGCGCCUGUGCGCAUUUAUUGCCGAAAUAAGACUUGCGUAUAUCUGAUCCGAUCUUUCAAUUGCUCUGCCAUCAUUGGAAAUCCUCUCUGGCCACGCAAAAGAAAUAUCUGCACAUUGUCAAGUACGAUUCUGACAUACCUCCUUCGUCAUAUAUUUAUUUCGCUUCCGGAUAGGAUAUCGCCUUCUGCAAAGAAGAGUCUGAUCGUCAUCCAAAGUUGCUCGUUUUCAACAAAUAUGGGAUCAAAGGAACCACAAACGGACCUGGAUCAGGAGGACACUUCAAAAUCAAAGGGCGUCAAGAAGAUUUUAUUGCACGAAAAUAUCUAUACAUUGCCCAACUUCUUGACGUUCACACGGCUAGUCGCUGCCCCGGUGAUCGGAUAUUGGGUCUUGCAAGGAGAUUAUACCAAUGCCGCUAUCCUCUUUGGUGUCGCCAGUAUCACGGACGGCUUAGAUGGCUGGAUAGCCCGCCGAUUCAAAAUGCAAAGCAUCGUCGGGACGAUCCUGGACCCCAUGGCUGACAAGACGCUGAUGACGAUCUUGACUGUGACUUUGGCAAUGCAGCACCUCAUACCUAUUCCGAUUGCAGGAAUUAUUCUUGGGCGGGAUGCGGGUCUCAUUUUGGCUUCAUUCUAUUAUCGAUAUAUUUCGCUACCGGAACCUAAGACCUUUACGCGGUACUGGGAUUUCUCGAUUCCCUCGGCGGAAGUCCAUCCAACGAUGAUUAGUAAAGUCAACACGGCAAUCCAGAUGGCCUAUAUCUGUCUGUCGCUCUUAGCGCCUGUUUUUGAGUUCACAGGACACGUGGGACUCGAUUACCUUGGAUACACAUGUGCGGCGACGACGAUCUGGAGUGGUGCUUCUUAUGUGUACACGAAGGAUGCUGUCAAGAUACUUCAUCCUCCAAAAAAGUAACACGCUAUAAUCCCCAUCCUAGAACAAGAACAAAAUAAAAAAUAAAUAAAAAAAAAGCAUCCCACAAG